UGAAUAGAUGGAGGACCCCAAAGUAGUUCAUCUUGCACCUUAAUUCCCCCUCCUCCUGGGAAUCAUGGAUCAUGUUAACCACACCUGGACCCAGACUUUCAUCCUUGCUGGUUUCACUCCUACGGGCACUCUGCGACCUCUUGCCUUCCUUGGGACCCUGUGCAUCUAUCUCCUCACACUUGCAGGGAACUUGUUCAUCAUUGUCCUUGUUCAAGCAGAUUCAGGACUUUCUACUCCCAUGUACUUCUUUAUCAGCGUCCUCUCCUUCCUGGAACUCUGGUAUGUCAGCACCACAGUGCCCACCUUGCUACGUACCCUGCUCCAUGGACAUUCGCCCAUCCCAUCAGCUGCAUGCUUUAUCCAGCUGUAUGUUUUCCACUCCUUGGGCAUGACUGAGUGCUACCUGUUAGGUGUCAUGGCUCUGGACCGCUACCUGGCCAUCUGUCGCCCACUCCAUUACCAUGCUCUCAUGAGCAGACAGGUACAGCUGUGGCUAGCGGGUGCCACUUGGGUGGCUGGCUUCUCAGCUGCCCUGGUGCCGGCCAGUCUCACUGCCACUUUACCCUAUUGCUUGAAAGAGGUAGCCCAUUACUUUUGUGACCUGGCACCACUAAUGAGGUUGGCAUGUAUGGACACAAGCUGGCAUGCUCAGGUUCAUGGGGCAGUGAUUGGCGUGGCCACUGGGUGCAAUUUCGUCCUCAUCUUGGGACUCUAUGGGGGUAUUCUGAGAGCUGUCCUGAAGCUGCCUUCAGCUGCCAGUCGUGCCAAAGCCUUCUCCACUUGUUCUUCCCACAUGACUGUAGUGGCCCUGUUCUAUGCUUCUGCUUUUACUGUGUAUGUGGGCUCACCUCAGAACAGACCUGAGGGCACGGACAAGCUUAUUGCUUUAGUGUAUGCCCUUCUGACUCCGUUCCUCAACCCCAUCAUCUAUUCCCUUCGCAACAAAGAAGUGAAGGAGGCUGUGAAGAGGGUCUGGGACAAGAUCAGGACUUUCCUGAGGGAAGCCUGAUUAUCUCUUUUGGCGCUACCCACAUUCUGGGCAAAGGCAAGAAUCAACCAGCUUGUUAAUCGGUUUGCAGAAUCAAAAUAAAUGCCAAUAA
Peromyscus leucopus (white-footed mouse) is the source of this 1100-nucleotide messenger RNA. Its product is annotated as olfactory receptor 6N2-like. Gene Ontology annotation, cellular component: membrane. Gene Ontology annotation, molecular function: olfactory receptor activity; G protein-coupled receptor activity. Gene Ontology annotation, biological process: G protein-coupled receptor signaling pathway. The record is from RefSeq and is a predicted model, not a curated record. Bases 65 to 1009 code for a protein of 314 amino acids. The transcript has a single exon. Lineage: Eukaryota; Metazoa; Chordata; Mammalia; Rodentia; Cricetidae.